CCAUAAAGGACUAUUAUAUUGAAUAAGUGCUAGUGCUACAAUUUAUAGCAAUUUUAUUAACUAGUGUAGCCACGAGUCGUUUGCUUGCUGCAGGAAUCGAGGCGGCGGAGAUAUUAUGGAGACUGAGAGUGUCGGCUCCGUCGCCGGAGUUCAGCGGCCGAGAUCGACGCUACGGCGAAAUGCAUUAGGAGAAGAAUUAACUCUGCGCGAUGCCUUCCCCGUCAACGCAUCUCCUCUGGAUCGCACCGCCUGCAAGAAAAAGGGGCAUUUGUCGCCGGACUUCCCCAAAAACGACAAGGCCGGACCGGGGACGCCGGAUCAACGAGGGUCACUGGAAAGGCAGUGCCCCUGCGGGCGAGGGCCGUGCGUCGUGCGGACGUCGAAGACGGAGAAAAACCCCGGGAGGCCCUUCUACGCCUGCCCCGGUAAGUUUGAGGCAAGCUGCCAUUAUUUCUCAUGGUGUGACAAAGCGGAUCAGCCCUUCAGAUUUGGUAUUCCUUUGGAACUUAAUCAGCAGAAUGCACUUAACAGCCCACUAAAGCAACAUGGUGGUUACAAAAGUCCGACCAAGCCUUACGGCCAAAUUGACACUCCAGAACCUCCAUUAUGCGCUUGUGGUGCUGGGAAAUGUCGGUAUCUGAAAAUGGAAAAUGGAAUCAAUGCAGGUCUCAGAUACUUCGGCUGUACGAUAAAAAAGCCUAGUGGUAGUUUGAUUUCCUGGCCUGAGAUAGGAGCAAUACAUUUAUAUUGAAUGCAAUUGUGAACCAACAUGCUUUCCAUAGAUGGAAGCACAGUAGACAGUAUGUCUGAACCAUCACCAGCAAUUAUUCUUAUCGGUAUGUGCUUCAGUCAUUCGGGAAGCCUGAUCAUUACUAAAAAUAUUUUUUUUUCAGAGAAUCAUUGUUAGCAUUGUAUCAUGUUGUCCAGAAUUGGCCUGAAGCAUGCAAUUGUUUGACGCAUCGAAAUGGAUAAAGAAUAGUGAAUCACAUUGUGGAGAGCUGAGUAUAAUUUCUUAGAUGAAAGAAUUGUCAGAUUGAAAUAUUAUUUGUUUAUUCUUUCUUUCAAUAUCUCUAUACAACAUUUGAAAACAUCACCCAACCCAAAUUUUUACCCAAAGAGGGUAGGAGUAAAUUUUAUUGGGAAUUGAUAGGGACAUUGUAGAACUUUGAGUCAUAGAUUGGACUGGAUCUUGUUAUCCUAAAGCUUUUGAUUUUUCUUUUAAUGUUUCCUUGCUAGCAUUUCUUGAAAAACGAAUGAAUUUCAAUUUUUUGAUAAAAAAAAUUAGUAAUUUUUUAGGUUAGCAUUGACAUAAUGAUAAGAGAAUGCUAAGAUGAACACACGAAGCUACUUGAAAGAUAAAAAUAAAAGAAAUACUAAAUUUAGGAGACUGAUGGAUAAUAAUGUGGUGAAAUGGUCUGCAAUGUUCAAUGUCCCCUACUAGAUGUUAUAGAGAGAAUAGUUGAAUUGAUUGGAUUGGAAGGGACAAAGAGAUCAAAGAAAAAAAAAACUAAAGAUAGUUUAUACAUAAUUAAUUGCAUCGAACAUUUUUAGCAAUAUAGAUUUAUGCAGUCAAAUCUCAAAUUGCAGACACAACUAAGGCUCUAUUUAAACAAUUUGUACAAACAAUGGGAACUUAAUUUUACCAGGUGUUGUAUAUGAUUUGUUCUCUUCGAGUUCUCAACAUAAGAAAAUUAUAUCUAGAAUAUCACCUAGUGUUGAUUUGUUCUCUUUGAGUUCUCAACAUAAGAAAAUUAUAUUAAGAAUAUUAUUUAGUGUAUCUGUACUUUAAACUUUUAUCCAUGCACUGACCAGAGAAAUUAUUGUGUUGCAUUUGAAAUUUAAGUUCUUUUUCUGUGUUUAACUCACUUUGCCAGACUAAAAGAAAAGUCUGGUUUAUAUUUACCAGGGUCAAGGAGCAUGCAAUUUUAUACAAUGGAUUGAUACUCCAAAUCCUGUUACACCAUCUGCAAAAGAUAUCCAUCUA
Molecule: messenger RNA, 1984 nt
Organism: Zingiber officinale
Lineage: Eukaryota; Viridiplantae; Streptophyta; Magnoliopsida; Zingiberales; Zingiberaceae
Exons: 3
Coding region: 116-751 (211 amino acids)
Molecular function (GO): nucleic acid binding; zinc ion binding
Source: RefSeq, a predicted model, not a curated record